AUGGCCUUUGCCAUGGGCUGGCGCAAGCCAGACAAUGUCGCCGGGUCCUCCGCUCCCGCCAUCAUGAUCGGCAUCUUCGUCGCCUCCGGAGGUCUGCUGUUUGGAUACGAUACAGGUACCAUCAACGGCAUCCUCGCCAUGGGCGCUUUCAAGGAACAAUUCUCGACCGGAUACGUCCGCAAUGGACAACCCUCCAUCUCCCCGAAUGAGACUGCCAUCAUCGUUGCCAUUCUAAGUGCUGGAACCCUCGUCGGUGCCUUGAUUGCCGCCCCCGUAGGUGACCACUGGGGUCGGCGCAAGUCUUUGAUCGGUGCUGUCACUGCUUUCAACUUCGGCGUCAUAUUCCAGGUCUGCGCCAAGGCUAUACCUAUGCUCCUGGCCGGAAGGUUUUUCGCCGGUGUUGGUGUUGGAACCAUCUCCGUACUUGUCCCCAUAUACCAGGCCGAGAUGGCCCCGAAAUGGAUACGAGGAACCCUAGUUUGCUUUUAUCAACUCUCCAUCACCAUUGGACUGCUUACAGCCUCCAUCGUCAACAUGCUCACCGCCCAGAUGGAAGGGGCUGCUGCGUACCAGAUCCCUCUGGGUCUUCAGUUCACCUGGGCCGUUGUGCUGUCGCUGGGUCUCCUGGUCCUACCCGAAACGCCUCGCUAUCUCAUUAAGCGAGGACUAAAAGACGCCGCCGCCGUUUCUCUCAGUCGACUACGACGACUAGACCGCCUCCACCCCGCGCUACUCGAGGAGCUGGCAGAGAUCGAGGCGAACCACGAAUACGAACUAGCCCUGGGACCAGCUACGUACAAGGACAUCAUAUUCGGCACACCACACCUUGGACGACGGACGUUAACGGGAUGCGGCCUCCAGAUGCUGCAACAGUUGACUGGCGUCAACUUCAUCAUGUACUAUGGAACCACCUUCUUUGUCGGUGCCGGUAUUCAAAACGCAUUUCUCAUCUCCCUGAUCAUCAACAUUGUCAACACUUUCUCCACGAUUCCAGCCUUAUUCGUUAUCGAAGCUUGGGGUCGUCGAAAGGUCCUGAUAUACGGCGCUGUUGCUAUGGCUAUAUGCCAGCUGCUCAUUGCUAGUUUCUCUGCAGCCGUCGGAAAAUCGAUGCCCACGACUGCCAACCAGAUUCUCAUCAUCUUCCUUUGCAUCGACAUAUUCUUCUUUGCCGCUACAUGGGGGCCCGUGGCCUGGGUCAUCACAUCCGAAAUAUAUCCCUUAAAAGUGCGAGCAAAGUCCAUGUCGAUAUCCACAGCCUCAAAUUGGCUCUUAAACUUUGGCAUCUCGUACGGAAGUCCAUAUAUGGUAGAGGAGGGUGCCGGUUACGCCGACAUGGGCACCCGGGUGUUCUUCGUGUGGGGGGCAUUUUGUGCUGUCGCGGCCGUCUUCGUCUGGGCCAUGGUCUACGAGACGAGCAAGAUCAGCCUUGAGCAAAUUGACGAGAUGUACGAAAGGGUGGCAUUCGCAUGGCAGAGCGCACACUUCGAGCCGAGCUGGAGCUUCCAGCAGAUGCGCGACCUUGGCUACAGCGACAGCGGAUUGCCGGCGCAAGAGCAGGAGCUGGAACCAACGACAACGCACCAGUCAGACUCAGUGUCGAGUAGCUCGGUGUCUGGUGUCAAUUCGGCCAAUGCGGACGAGAACAAGGCAGUCACACAGAUGGGCCACGUUGAUUUCAGCUACUAA
This is a messenger RNA of Diaporthe amygdali, 1686 nucleotides long. RefSeq lists its product as uncharacterized. The transcript is spliced from 3 exons. Gene Ontology annotation, molecular function: carbohydrate:proton symporter activity. Lineage: Eukaryota; Fungi; Ascomycota; Sordariomycetes; Diaporthales; Diaporthaceae. The record is from RefSeq and is a predicted model, not a curated record. Bases 1 to 1686 code for a protein of 561 amino acids. Gene Ontology annotation, biological process: transmembrane transport; carbohydrate transport. Gene Ontology annotation, cellular component: membrane.